Messenger RNA from Malassezia japonica, 1269 nucleotides. It is a transcript of the gene RML2, whose product is annotated as mitochondrial 54S ribosomal protein rml2. Gene Ontology annotation, biological process: mitochondrial translation. The transcript has a single exon. Gene Ontology annotation, cellular component: mitochondrial large ribosomal subunit; ribosome. Gene Ontology annotation, molecular function: structural constituent of ribosome; RNA binding; transferase activity. The coding region runs from base 1 to 1269 and encodes 422 amino acids. Lineage: Eukaryota; Fungi; Basidiomycota; Malasseziomycetes; Malasseziales; Malasseziaceae. The record is from RefSeq and is a predicted model, not a curated record.
AUGGCGUCUAGUUGGAGGAGUGCGCUGCAUGCGCUGCGUGCGGUGCGGCCGCAGGCGCGCCCGUACUCGUCCUCGCCGCGCGCUUUUGCGCCGGUGCGGGUAGGCUCUGCGGCGCCGGUGGCGGUCGGCGUCGCCGCGCCGCCGCCGGCCGCGACGCCGGCCGGCCCCUUCCGCCGCGAGCGCCGCGCAGCGCAAAAGCGCCAGCGCAAGAUGGCCAAGAAGCGCAAGGAGAGCGAGUCAAUUGCUGUGCGCCUCGGUGUCACCGAAAAGAAGGUCGCGCCGCUCGUGCGGACAGACCACCAGUUCAAGACCUUUAAGCCGAUUACCCCGUCGAUCCGCUGGGUCCGGCACCCGCUCCAGGGCGAUCUGCACCGCGGCCGCCCGGUGCGUGAGCUGACGCAGGCCAAGCGCAGCACGGGCGGCCGCAACCACCAUGGCCACAUCACGGUGCGUGGCCGCGGCGGUGGCCACCGUCGCCGCCUGCGUCUCGUCGACUUUUACCGCUGGGAGUCGGGCGAGCAAAAGGUCGUGCGCCUCGAGUACGACCCCAACCGCAGCGCGCACCUCGCGCUGAUCGAGCAUACCGAGUCUGGGCGCCAGAGCUACAUCCUCGCGCCGGACGAGCUGUCGGUGGGCGACACGGUGCAGAGCUACCGCACGAUGCAGGCCGGCGGCCCCUCGUCCAGCUCGAGCCUGGACCUGGGUAUUUUUCGUACGCACGCGAUCCGCCCCGGAAACGUGCUGCCGCUGCGUCUGAUUCCCAUCGGCACGACGAUCCACGCCAUCUCGCUGCUGCCCCUCGGCCCCGCCAAGAUGGUGCGCGCGGCCGGCACGCACGGCCAGCUCGUCGCCUUUUCGUCGUACCGCAAAAAGGCGGACGAUGCGCUGGUCGAGGACGUGUCGCCGAACGCCAUCGGCACGCACGCGCAGGUGCGCCUGUCGAGCGGCGAGGUACGCCUCGUGCCGGUCGACUGCUGUGCGACGAUCGGGGUGGUGGGCAACAAGGACCACCAGCACCGCCGCCUCGGCAAGGCUGGCCGCUCGCGCUGGCUCGGCCGCCGCCCCAAGGUGCGCGGUACGGCGAUGAACGCGGUCGACCACCCCCACGGUGGUGGCCGCGGCAAGUCCAAGUCGAACAAGGUCCCCCGCUCGAUCUACGGCUACCCCAAGAAGUUCCAGCGCACGCGCAAGCCCGGCACGCGCGGCGGCAACCGCAUGGUGCUCCGCGAGCGCCCGCGCCGCAACGGCAAGCGUGCUGGCAAGGCCUAA